This is a messenger RNA of Kwoniella botswanensis, 1533 nucleotides long. RefSeq lists its product as uncharacterized. Gene Ontology annotation, cellular component: alpha DNA polymerase:primase complex. The record is from RefSeq and is a predicted model, not a curated record. NCBI's taxonomy places the organism in Eukaryota, Fungi, Basidiomycota, Tremellomycetes, Tremellales, Cryptococcaceae. The coding region runs from base 1 to 1533 and encodes 510 amino acids. The transcript has 8 exons. Gene Ontology annotation, biological process: DNA replication initiation; DNA replication, synthesis of primer.
AUGUUCCGUCCUUCAACGCGUCAUAACAUCCCUUCCUCAUCUACCAACCCAGCGCUAGAGGUAAAAGUGAACAAACGUCAGUCUGGGAUUGGUGCCAACCCAGCAGGUCCCAGUACGAGGUAUCCAUACAGAUUGAAUUUCUACGAAACACCUCCAACACUCGAUAUAACCCUAGAAGAAUUCGAGACAUUUGCGAUAUCUCGUCUGAGGGUAUUAUCUCAGAUAGAAGCAUUAUCACAUCGAUCGUUACCUUAUGCUCAGGUACAAAGUUCCAUAACGAAUUAUACGAAAACCCACUUGAAUUUGAGUAGUAAUACAGCGCGGAACGUCAAUCUAGAUGAGGAAAGGAGGAGGGAUGAGAUUGGACAUUGGGUAUUGAGGUUGAGUUUUUGUAGAAGUCCCGACCUCAGAGCCCGAUUCGUCCGAUCUGAAGUUGCCCUCUUCAAAAACCGAUUUGAAACCGACGACGUCAAUGAACGAUCUAGUUUCCUGAAAUCGCUGCAAUUCGAUUGGCAGGUCGUGGAUGAGAAUGAAAAGAUGAGGUACGAGAAGGAACUGAAGUUAUGUAUGUGGGAGAAGAAAGAUGAGGCUUUCAAGAAUGAGAGCUGGUUCAAGGUUCCAUGGCAUACCGUCCCUGAUCUUGUUGGAUCACGAAAAGUAUAUAUCAGAGCAGGGAUGGCCUAUGUCCCUCAGAGUUUACAGAUUUCCUUGGUGUUGCAAGCGUUUGCUAGUAGGUUGGAGAAGGCUUUGGAGCUAACAGCCAAGAACCUCCCUCGUCUCGACGAAGAUGAUCGAUUGGGACCUGUGAUCGAUCACCUCGCAUCAUCUUUCUUAUCAGGAGUUGCAUCGUCAGAUUAUCAAUCUUCCGACUCGGCAGCUGCACAAGGCGUAGUCACGGCGGAGAUGGUAGAUGACGUGGCGCGUAAACACUUCCCACCGUGUAUGAGGAAUCUGUAUGACAGGUUGAAAAGAGAUCAUCAUUUGAAACAUUUUGGGAGAUUACAAUUGGGUUUGUUUUUGAAGGGCAUCGGUCUCCCUCUUGACGAAGCUGUAGUCUUCUGGAGAAGGAUGUACGGCGCUACGAUGAGCGAUGACAAGUUUAACAAAGAGUAUAAAUAUAAUAUACGACAUUCUUAUGGUCAGGAAGGAAAGAGGACGAACUAUCCUCCAAAGAGUUGUCAACAGAUUUUGACUCAAAACCAACCUGGUACUCAAGAUUCACAUGGAUGUCCCUUCCGACACUUCUCACCUGAUAAUCUCUCUGCAUUCUUAUCGUCGACUUACCCCCAGAUCGACAGAGGUAGUAGUGAGAUGAGGGAUAUUUUGGAUUCAGUCAAAGCGACACAUUACCAUGUGGCCUGUACGCGUGUUUUCGAGUUAACCCAUGGGAUCAAGAAAGGUGAAGGGUUGGGUGGGAGCGAGUCGGUCGCUCAUCCGAAUAAAUGGACGGAUAGGAGCAGAGAGUUGGAAAGGGAGGUGGUCGAGAGGAUCAAGAAGAAGGAAAAUUCUGAUGAGAUGGUGAUUGAUCAGUAG